AUGUCUAUAGAACCUAUGUUUUGUGCAGCCCUGCAGACCAAUAUAUCACCACUGCUCACUAUAGACAGAGAAGGAAUCACAGACACUCAAACCGCUCUAAUUGAUUCUGGUUCUUCUGCUAACUUCAUUGAUCCCCAAUUUGCCCGUUCCCACAACAUUCCACUCAUUGAAUUGGACUCCCCAUGCUCUGUCAUUGGCAUUAAUGGCAAACAAGUCCGUGACCCUAUCCGCUUCAAGGCCCAGUUAGUCUUUAGCUCUCAAAACAGGCAAUUUUCCGCCAUCUUCUAUGUUCUUCCUCUUGGAAACAGAAACCUUCUCCUUGGAACCCCAUGGCUCAAAUUGGCUAAUCCAGACAUUGAUUGGACCACCAUGAAAGUUUCACUCUGCCUAGCUACAGAAGCUCAAGCUGGUAGCAUCAACCCUGAGCCUCAGAAUCUCCCUGUUGAACUCCAGGAGUUCCAAAAAGUGUUCAGUGAAGAGAUCUUUACCACACUGCCAGAACAUUGCCCAUAUGACAGUGCUAUUGACCUGGAAGAAGACAAACAGCCUCCCUAUGGCCCUAUCUAUUCUAUGACCCCUGCAGAAAGAGAAGCACUUGAGGAACACAUUGACUCAGAACUGGCAGCUGGAAAGAUUGUGCCAACCACCUCACCAGCAGAAGCUCCUGUGAUGUCUGUGAAAAGGGCUGAUGGCAGGCUUUGCUUAGUGGUGGACUAUUGCCAGCUUAAUGCCAUCACAAUCAAGGACAGAUAUGCACUACCCAGACAGGACAAGCUAAUUGAGAAACUAUGCCAUGCUAAGAUCUUCACAAGCUGGAUUUGA
This is a messenger RNA of Rhizoctonia solani, 822 nucleotides long. Its product is annotated as Retrotransposable element Tf2 protein. The record is from RefSeq and is a predicted model, not a curated record. The transcript has a single exon. The coding region runs from base 1 to 822 and encodes 273 amino acids. NCBI's taxonomy places the organism in Eukaryota, Fungi, Basidiomycota, Agaricomycetes, Cantharellales, Ceratobasidiaceae.